Messenger RNA from Andrographis paniculata, 2976 nucleotides. Its product is annotated as potassium transporter 7-like. Gene Ontology annotation, molecular function: potassium ion transmembrane transporter activity. Gene Ontology annotation, biological process: potassium ion transmembrane transport. The coding region runs from base 184 to 2736 and encodes 850 amino acids. Gene Ontology annotation, cellular component: vacuolar membrane; plant-type vacuole. The record is from RefSeq and is a predicted model, not a curated record. The transcript is spliced from 10 exons. NCBI's taxonomy places the organism in Eukaryota, Viridiplantae, Streptophyta, Magnoliopsida, Lamiales, Acanthaceae.
CAUUCGCAUGUUCUGCCACAUUACCUAGCAUGGACAUCGUUCCUCACUGACGUGACCAAUCGAUCCAGAUGCGUUAUCAAAAUCGAGAAUCCGAGUUCGAAACUGUGAAAUUUUGUAUGAUCUGUUGUGUGGAUCCAUGUUUCCGCACUGGUAGAAAUUCUCGGGGCAUUUGCUGAAGUAUUCAUGGCGGAGGAGCGAUCGGGGACGGGGAAAUUGACGCUGAAGUCCGUGGAUUCCGCCGAGUGGCGAUGGGUAUAUCAAAGCGAUGAGGGAUCCGAAGUCAAUAGCGAUGGUGAAGCCUGGGCUCCCGGGGACGGUGAGGAUGCGCUGCUGCGGGAUUCCGACGACGAAGAAUUUUUCGAACAGAAGUUGAUUCGCACGGGGUGUAAGGUCGAUUCUUUUGAUGUUCAGGUCCUCGAAGUUCCCGGUGUUAAGAGAGAUGAUUUUGCGUCACAGGAUAUCUCUUUGGGAAGGAGAAUCAUGCUGGGUUUUCAGAUUCUUGCGGUUGUUUUUGGUGAUGUGGGGACUAGUCCGUUGUACACCUUCAGUGUGAUGUUCAGCAAGGCACCAGCCAACAGAAAGGAAGAUAUUCUUGGUGCAACGUCUCUAGUUUUGUAUACCUUAAUUCUGAUUCCACUUAUGAAGUAUGUCUUUAUUGUUCUCUGGGCUAAUGAUGAUGGUGAAGGUGGUACAUUCGCCAUAUACUCUUUGAUAUGUAGGCAUGCUAAAGUUAGUCUUCUACCAAACCACCUUCCAUCAGAUGCUCAUGUAUCUAAGUUCAAACUGCUACUGCCAACUCCUGAACUAGAAAGGUCACUGAGAAUAAAGGAAAGGCUUGAAACUUCUCUAACCCUAAAAAAGCUUCUUCUGAUGUUGGUUCUUGGUGGUACUGCAAUGGUGAUAGCCGAUGGUGUUGUUACACCUGCAAUGUCAGUUAUAUCUGCUGUUGAAGGUCUCAAUGUUGGAAUUAUAUGGGUGGAGCAAGAUCAUGUGGUGAUGAUUUCAGUAGCGAUUCUAAUAGUUUUAUUCAGUGUACAAAGCUAUGGGACAAGUAAAGCGGGUCUUGUAUUUGGUCCUGCAUUGCUCGUCUGGUUUUGUUCUCUCGGAGGCAUUGGUAUAUACAACCUUGCCAAACAUGAUUCUAGAGUUCUGCAGGCAUUUAAUCCAAUUCAUAUUUACUAUUACUUUAAGCACAAUACAACCAAGGCUUGGUAUUCCCUUGCAGGCUGCCUCCUUUGUGCUACAGGUUCUGAAGCAAUGUUUGCUGAUCUUUGUUAUUUUUCUCUGAGGUCAGUGCAGCUUACAUUUGUGUUUCUCAUACUGCCUUGUCUUCUAUUGGGUUACCUUGGUCAAGCUGCUUAUCUAAUGGAGAACCCUGCUGACACAACACAGGCAUUCUUCGCUUCUGUUCCAAAUGGAGCUUUCUGGCCUGUCUUCCUCAUAGCCAAUAUUGCUGCUUUGGUUGCUAGUAGAACUAUGACGACUGCCACUUUCUCGUGUAUUAAACAAUCAACGGCACUUGGUUGCUUUCCUCGUCUUAAAAUUAUACAUACCUCACGGAAAUUCAUGGGCCAGAUAUAUAUUCCAGUUAUGAAUUGGUUUCUACUGGCUCUGACCCUGAUUCUAGUUUGCAACAUACAAAAUAUUUAUGAGAUUGGCAAUGCUUAUGGUAUUGCUGAAGUUGGAGUCAUGAUGAUGACAACCACCUUAGUAACUCUUGUCAUGCUUCUUAUAUGGCGGAUAAAUAUUGUUAUUGUGCUGUGUUUUGUGAUUAUUUUCUUGGGGUUGGAGUUGAUAUUUCUUUCCUCAGUUUUGUGGAGUGUUGGAGAUGGAAGUUGGAUCACACUGGUGUUUACUGUUGUCAUAUUUCUGAUCCUGUCUAUAUGGAACUAUGGAAGCAAGCUGAAGUAUGAGACCGAGGUGAAGGAAAAAAUGUCAAUGGAUUUGCUUCGGAAACUGGGACCUAACCUGGGUACGAUUAGGUCUCCUGGAAUUGGCUUGCUCUACAAUGAGCUACCAAUGGGUGUACCUGCUGUGUUUGGACAUUUUCUUACCACACUACCUGCAGUGCAUUCAAUGAUCCUAUUUGUGUGUGUGAAGCAUGUUCCAGUAUCCUUUGUCCCUCAAAGCGAGAGGUUUCUGUUUAAGCGAGUCUGCCCCAGAAGCUACCACAUUUUUCGCUGUGUUGCCAGAUAUGGCUACAAGGAUGUUCACAAAGAAAACCACCAGAUCUUCGAGCGAUUGCUGAUGGAGAGCCUCGAGAAGUUCAUCCGUCGAGAAGCUCAGGACAGAUCGCUGGAGAGUGAUGAUGAUAGUGACUCAGUCUUUGAAGAAACAGAGGCAUACUCAGAGACAUUCAAAGCUCCCAAUGACAGUGCUUUUUCACUUCAAGCUCCUCUUCUAGGUGACUUUACUACAGACAGGGUCAGGUUCGCCCCAGAAGCGAGCACAUCCGAAGAAGGGACAAAUGAGCCUUCUUCUGCUCGUCACAGCAGAGAGAAUCCAGAGCAAAGCCUUGAAAAAGAGCUUUCUUUCAUACACAAAGCAAAGGAGUCUGGUGUUGUAUAUCUUCUCGGCAAUGGCGACAUCAGGGCGCGUAAAGAUUCUUGGUUUUUUAAAAAACUUACCAUUAAUUACUUCUAUUCUUUCUUGAAAAAUAACUCCAGGAGGGAGACUGCAAAUUUGAGCAUUCCACAGUCGCAUCUGGUGCGGGUGCGCAUGACGUACAUGGUCUAGCAUUGCUCAUUACAGAUCACACAAACUUGUACAAGUUAUGAUCAUGCUCAGGUAAGUCUUAGGCAUUGCUUUAAAAUCACAAAUCUAGUAGAUGAAUCUAUACCAUACAUAGUAUACAUCUUGGAUGUUUAGAGGCAGGUUAUGCAUUUGGAAAAUACUCCAGUUUUGGAAAGUGUACAUUUGUAAUUUACAUGUCAAUAAAACUUGGAUAUUUUUACCAUGCAAUAGUUAACCUGCAGG